Messenger RNA from Penicillium nucicola, 360 nucleotides. RefSeq lists its product as uncharacterized. The record is from RefSeq and is a predicted model, not a curated record. The transcript is spliced from 2 exons. Lineage: Eukaryota; Fungi; Ascomycota; Eurotiomycetes; Eurotiales; Aspergillaceae. The coding region runs from base 1 to 360 and encodes 119 amino acids.
AUGACUCAAGUUGUCAAAUACGUUCUGCUAUGUCUAUCUCUGUUUGGAAUUUGGGCCAUGUGGAUAGUACCUCUACUUUGUGGCUCUCUUUGGUUGCUGAUCUAUGAGUCCCAGCGCAAGGAGUUCGUAGGAGCCAACUAUUCCGGCAUCUCACUUCUGGACAAGGCGUUGUCACCUUUCUUGCUAGCAUAUACUUUGACCAGUGAUACUGGAGUUGCUGUUGAGAACUUGCACAUGGCUGGGUUUCUUGGAAGCAUGGCAGGAAUCUGGAUGAUGAGCGCAAUCGAGAACAAUCGAACAAAGUCGCGGGACGAAGUUGCAAAGGGUCAGACCACUUCAACAGAGCAGAGACAGCCCUAA